Molecule: messenger RNA, 3135 nt
Organism: Corylus avellana
Lineage: Eukaryota; Viridiplantae; Streptophyta; Magnoliopsida; Fagales; Betulaceae
Source: RefSeq, a predicted model, not a curated record
AAGCUGCUUUCAUUCAAAGAUGCAUUUGAGAGCAUUUUCAUGGAAGUAGCUCCCCAAGCUCUUUACCAAAUUAAAAGCACCAACCUCUACGACCUCCUGUUACCAAAAGUUUACCCAAAAUCUCCUCCAUACAUCAGAUUGCAGCUCCCUGCCUCCGCAUGGCCAUUCUCACCACCACCACCACUAUCGGGCUUCUCACCAAAGGGUGAAUGAUCUAAUAAGGCCUUCUCAAUACAUGUGGACUUGCCGCUGACUUUGAAAAUCGGGAAGAAGUUAUUUUAUUGAAUUGAGUUUAAGGUUUGAAAUGCGAAGCAAUGUUUUUCAAUUUUGAACCUGUGGGUAUCAUUUCCUAACCAGUACAACCCCUAUAAAGAGAAAAGCUAAAAAAAAGGCGCAGCAAAUAUAAAUAGGAGGGAAGACCAGCAACAAUGGCCGACGUUGUCGUUAAUGUUCUCUUACAGCAAUUACCGCUACUAAUAGAAGGAGCAACGUUCCCAUCUGGAGUGGAAAAUGAAGUCAAGUCAUUUCAAAGGGAGCUCCAGAAGAUAAAUAUCUUCCUCGAGGACUCCGAAGGGAAAGGCAACGAGCAUAAAAAGGUUAAGGCAUUAAUUAGGCAAAUCACGGAAGUUGCUUACGAGGCUGAGGAUGUUAUCGACACAUUCAACCUCAAAGUCGAAGAACAAAGGAAGAGGAAUUUCGCGGGAAAGAUAAUCAAUAGCAUUGCGCACGCAAUAAUGCUUCACAAUGUUGCAAAGAAGAUAGAAUGCCUCAACAAAGAGAUCAACAAAAUCUACGAUGAUAUAGAAAAGUACGGCAUUGAAAGAACUGAAGCAAGGGUAGACGCAGAAGCGGAGAAGGCACUGCACAAACGUAGGAGAUGCGUUGAGGAAGAUGACGUGGUUGGCUUUCUUCAUGACUCUGAUACAUUGGUGAAUCAGCUUAUUUAUGGAACCCAGAAUUCAAAGCUUGAUGUCAUUUCAAUCAUUGGCAUGGGUGGGUUGGGAAAAACUACUCUUGCCAAAAAAAUCUACAAUAAUGAUCGCGUCAAGAGCCACUUUCAUUGCCUUGUAUGGGUGUAUGUAUCUGAAGAUUUCAAAAUCAGAGAGUUAUUGAUUGAAAUUUUAAAAUCUCAGGUGCCAAUAUCAGAUGAGUUGACAACGAAACUCAAAGGGAUGAGUGACGAAGAGGCAAAAGAGUUCCUAGUAGAACAGUUGCUCAAAAGCUUGCAAGGGAAGAGGUACCUAGUAGUCAUGGACGACAUCUGGAAACCCCAAGUCUGGAAUGAGGUAAAAGAUGCUUUUCCUGAUAACUCCAAUGGAAGCCGAAUAUUAAUCACUAGCCGCAUAAAAGAAGUGGCCUUACAUGCAAGUCGUACUCCUCCUUACUUUCUCCAAUUUCUUAACAAAGAUGAAAGCUGGGAACUCUUUUGUAAAAAAGUAUUUCGAGGAGGAGAUUGUCCUCCUGAGCUAGAAAUUAUGGGGAAUCAAAUUGCAGAAGGUUGCCAUGGGUUGCCACUUUCAAUUGUCGUAUUGGGGGGUCUUUUAGCAAACAAAGAGAAGACACAUCGAACAUGGUCGAGAGUGAUUGCCGAUGUAAAUUGGUAUCUUACUGAAUGCAAAGACAUUCUAGCCUUAAGCUACACCUACCUACCACGACGCUUGAAACCAUGCUUCUUGUAUAUUGGUGCAUUCCCAGAAGAUUUUGAAAUCCCUGUAAAGGAACUGAUCAAACUAUGGAUAGCUGAGGGAUUCAUACAGCAGACUGGCAGACGAAACAUUGAAGAUGUUGCUGAUGACUACUUAGAGGAGCUUAUUGAUCGAAAUUUGAUCCAAGUGGCUACUAGGAGGUCAGAUGAAGGAGCGAAGACAUGUCGUAUUCAUGAUCUUCUGCGAGACCUAUGCAUAACCAAGAGCGCGGAAGAAAAGUUUCUUUAUGUACAUAGAGAUGAUAACUCAUCCUGGAACACCUCUCGCAGACUUUCCAUCCAGAGUAGAAUUCUUCAUCAAUUCAUUUCUUCAAACAAUUCUGGCACUUCAAACGCUCGUUCUUUUUUGUCCAUUGGGCGUGGGUUGGAGUUUGAGAAAAUCUACUGGAAGUGGGUCCACAACAACUUGAAAAUGCUUCGUGUGCUUCAUUUGGACCCAGCUAUCUUAUUCGUUCCAAAAGAGAUUGGAACAUUGAUCCAUUUGAGGUACUUGAAUAUAUUAUGUCAGCAUAUUCCAGUUUCUAUUGGCAACCUGGAGAAUCUAGAAACACUUACCAUAAACAACAUGUUUGAUGAGGGUAGCGUACUCUUGCCAGACUCGAUAAUAAAGUUGACGCGUUUAAGGAACUUGCAGGGGUAUGUGGGUUUACCUGAUAAUUUCCCCUUGGUCACAGCUUGGUCGAGCCUCCAAGUCCUUUCCAAUAUUCAAAUUGACUCACAAAUUUUGCAUUUCAUUGUCGAGGGCAAGCUUCCUAAUUUAAGGAAAUUAGGGCUAGAAUGGGAUAGGGGAAGCGGAGACAUUAAAGUUACUUUCCCAAGCGCCCAGCACUUGAGUCAUAUCCAAAAAUUGAGCAUUUCAGGUAUGGAGAACAUGGUUAAGCUGCUUCCUGAUUCAAUUCCAGAGACAAUCACCAAGAUAAGCUUAGACUGUGUGCCUUUAGAUAACAGUAGCAUGGAAGUGUUGGGGAAACUUCCCAAACUUUUAAAACUAAAACUACAUUUCUGCCUUCCUUCUGGAGAUCUUCACUUCCAUGCACGUUCGUUUCCUCAACUCCAAUUCCUAGAAUUGGGGGGCAGGAACUUUGGAAACUGGAUACAGGAUGAAGGUGCAAUGGCAAGCCUAAGGCAUUUGGUUAUCACGCACUGCGAUAUAAUUACCAUCCACUCUUCUUACUUACAGAAAUCAACUGCCUUGCGAGAGGUGGAGGUCUUAAUUUGCAACUCUUCUGUGAAAAAUAUGUUUGAGAGAUUGCAGAUGGAGCUUGGUUUUAAGCUACAUAUUCGUUUUUAGGAAAAUUUGAUUGACAUAAAAAUUGUGUUAAUUAUGAGAUUCAGGCAUGGAGUAGCUAGUUACACACAAUUUCGAGGGGAUGGAUGGUCAUUGUCCCCAUUGGUUUUGCGUUUUGUUAUCUUGGAUUAAAUGAUUUGUA